Messenger RNA from Uranotaenia lowii, 783 nucleotides. RefSeq lists its product as uncharacterized. The coding region runs from base 1 to 783 and encodes 260 amino acids. The record is from RefSeq and is a predicted model, not a curated record. The transcript has a single exon. Lineage: Eukaryota; Metazoa; Arthropoda; Insecta; Diptera; Culicidae.
AUGUCUUCCAGUUUUCAUCAUCGGUUGCCGAAAAUCGAUCUACCGAAGUUUAGCGGGAAUGAAUUGCGAUGGAUAUCAUUCCGCGACAAUUUCAUUUCGAUGAUUCACUGCAACGUGGACAUACCGAUCGUCAACAAGCUGCAGUACCUAUUACAGUCGCUUGAAGGAGAAGCCAACCGUUCGAGUCGGUGGAUAUCCAAGCCGACGUGGGACGCGCUUAAGAAGCAUUACGACAACAAGCGGUUCCUCAGAAAGGAGCUCUUCCGUGGCCUAUACAACCUUCCACCGAUACAGCACGAGUCCGCACAAGACCUCAACACACUGGUUGAAGAUUUCCAGCGACACGUUAAGGUUCUGGGAAAACUAGGGGAACCGAUCGAGCAUUGGGACACUCCACUUAUCUUCAUCUUAACGAACAAGUUGGACUCAGCAACGACUCGCGCAUGGCAGCAGGAUACUCGACAGAAAGAUGAAGUGAAGUAUGACGAACUCAUCGAGUUUCGCGUCCACCAGGUACGGAUGUUGAAAUCCGUGGACAGCGAUCUUCAGCAUCGUUCCUUAGCGCUCACCGGUUCCAAGGUGUCCGGACAAAUCCCGAAGAAACCAGCUCCCAUCCGAUCUGUCGUGAACACAGCUACAUCCGAAACUCAAUCCAGCACUUCGCACAUGCCACUGUUGUUUGAGAACACAUCCGCUUCACCAAUGUCCAGCAUUUUCGAACCUGUCAAGCUUCCCACGGCGAGAGCUAGACCCAUCAGGCUAGAACCUGUAAAUCUGAGUUAA